AAGUCAACAGGAAAGAAGUCCGCUGGGCAGCCCGUUUUCUACUUUAUUAUAAUAUCUUUUUUCGCAUUGGCAAAAGUCCAGAAACGGUUAUACUCAUCACGGAGAAUUGAGGAACACCUUCGACUCCUUCCUCUCAGGCUCUCAUAAACUUCCUUUUAUAUAUAAUUGGUUUUUUCUUCUCUUUUUGAGAUAAAGUUUCAAAUAUUCUCUCUCCCUUUCUCUUCUUUUUUAUUUUGUUGGUUAGGCCUUUUUCUUUUUCUUUUUCUUCCUUUUUUUUUUUUUUUUUAAAAUAAUUGUCAUUCUUUUAUUGAAUGACUUGUGCGAACUAAUAAGGAGAAGGAGCAGAAGUAUAUACAACCAAAACAACAAGCUCAGUCAUUUUUGGCGUUCAAUUGGAUCGGGUGGUGGGUUGGUUUGAAUUUUUAAUUGGACGUGGCUACAGGAGUUGGAUGUUGAGAAUUUAGCUGAAGAAAGUUGGAGGGACUGAGGAAUUAUUUUUAUGGAUAGGUUAUGCUGUUUCAAAUCUUCCUACUCUCAGCUUGUAGGAGUACGUUCCUCAUCUAGCUCUGGUAAAGGAAGAAGCCAUGAGGGGUUAAUGAAGUAUGGUUUCAGCCUAGUAAAAGGGAAAGCUAAUCAUCCAAUGGAGGAUUAUCAUGUUGCUAAGUUUGUGCAGAUUCAGGAACAUGAGUUAGGGCUGUUCGCUAUAUAUGACGGCCAUUUGGGAGAUAGUGUUCCUGCCUACCUACAGAAACAUUUGAUGUCCAAUAUCCUAAAGGAGGAAGAAUUUUGGGUUGACCCCAACAGGUCAAUCACAAAAGCCUAUGAGAAGACAGACCAGGCAAUUCUCUCACACAGCUCUGACUUGGGGCGGGGUGGAUCCACAGCUGUAACGGCAAUUUUGAUAAAUGGCCAAAAAUUAUGGAUAGCUAAUGUCGGAGAUUCGCGAGCAGUUCUCUCAAGCGGGGGCCAGGCAAUACAAAUGACUAUAGAUCAUGAGCCCAACACCGAACGAGGCAUUAUUGAGAAUAAAGGCGGUUUUGUCUCAAACAUGCCAGGAGAUGUCCCUAGAGUCAAUGGGCAGCUGGCCGUUUCUCGUGCUUUUGGAGACAAGAGCCUCAAAUCACAUUUGCGAUCUGACCCUGACAUACGAGAUACUAUUGUAGAUAUCAACACUGAUAUUCUAAUCCUUGCUAGUGAUGGUCUUUGGAAGGUAAUUGCCAAUCAAGAAGCAGUUGAUAUUGCAAGGAAGAUCAAAGACCCACAGAAAGCAGCUAAGCAAUUAAUAGCUGAAGCCUUGAAAAGGGACAGUAAAGAUGAUAUAUCCUGCAUUGUUGUUCGAUUUAGGGGAUAAUACCUCAAAUCAUGUUGCUCUGCAAGUGCAGUAUAAACCUAUAAUAAGAGCUUUUUUUUACAAGGGAUGCCAAUUUAAGGUCUCAGACCGACAGCAAAUAGACCUGCUUAGGGUAAUGCACACCGAAUCUUCAGAGAUAAGAAAAAGGAAGGAUUCUCCCAAUGUAAAGUUAUUUUCUCCAUCGGUGUUUGAUAUUGUUUGAUUUAUUUUUGAAAGUGGAUUAGGAGCUUGAUAUGAUAUAUGUUGUGUUCUACUCUCA
Molecule: messenger RNA, 1610 nt
Organism: Corylus avellana
Lineage: Eukaryota; Viridiplantae; Streptophyta; Magnoliopsida; Fagales; Betulaceae
Product: putative protein phosphatase 2C 9
Biological process (GO): protein dephosphorylation
Molecular function (GO): protein serine/threonine phosphatase activity
Source: RefSeq, a predicted model, not a curated record